AAUAAAAUAAAAUUUCUGGCUCCGUGGCGACCUUCUCGUCGUAGAGUUCCAGCAAGAAAUUCUAGCCAGUUUCACCCCUGCACCUAACCCUACUUGAGAUGGUCACAGCUAGUUUUCCUCUCCAGGAAGCUUUGAUUUUUGUUCUGUUUGCUUAAUAAAUCUUUACACGAGAUAUCAGACUCAAUUGGAAGCUUUUCACCCUGUUUCUAUUUUUUAACUCGAGACAGGAAAACGAGGACAAGCAAAGUCAAUUAAGGUGACGUUUACCAUAAUUCCGCUUGCGCUGCGAUUAAAGCGCCCUAAUAAUACCCAUUCCCGCAGCUGAACUAACAUUGCCUUUUAUUUAGCUUUCACGGAGCAAUUGUGCGAAUGAAAUGAGAUUUAAUAGGGUUGUUUUGUGUGGGGCCCUUUUCUAAACGGGAACUGGGGGAAAACCUCUACGGACACAAAGAAGAUAUUCUGUACUUAUUUUCAACAUGUCCAUUUAAAAGUGGUCCUUUUCACAGUUCCUCCUUGCUCAGACUCAUUCACAAACAAACGCGUUCAACCUAUUGGAGCUGUUUAACAGGGGCCCAAAUAUAAUCAAUUAUAAUGAACUACAUCUCAAUGGACCACAACAAUAACACAUCUGUUGUGCGAGCGACUCAUUUUUCCUAUUAAACGCCAGCCCGCCCUUCGUUUUUUUUUUGUUGUUGUUUUUUUUUUGCAAUGUGCGAUUUCUGCAUCUAGCGAAGAAAUAAGAAAAGACCAAUAAAUCAUUCCCAUUGUUUUCUUGUAAUUCCAGGAAGGAAAGACAUUAUAGUUGAGUGUCCUCCGGGGGGAGUGUGCAGGUGGGACUUGAAUAGAAAUCUGCACUGGGAGGAGGAAAAGGAAGAGGAGAGAUGAAGGAUGUUCAACGUGUUAAUAGCCAACCUCUCGUUCUCUCUCUCUACCUUCCUCGCUCGCUCGCUCUUUUCAUGCUCGCACUCAGAAGAGUGCACACUUGCUCUUCAUGCGCUCUCAGCAUCGGGACCAGCAAUGCGUGGCGAUGUUUAAAUGUGGUGCGUACAUUUUGCCGCUCUGGAUUGAAGCCGCAAUGUGUCACUGACACAGAGGAGAUUCUGCUUGAACUUUAUCUCAUUGGAGUAAACUGACACAAGUUGAGUGACAAGCGGAAAAAUCCCAAAACAAGCGGAGAUGCUCUCAGGUGCGAUGUCCCAAAACCAGGUUCACCCACUUCUGGGUUCCCUCCCAGUGCCGCUGUCGGGCCGAGCCAGCCUCCAACCGCACAACCACCUGGAGCACUUCUUGCCCCUCAGGAUAAGCGCAUCUUCACCCCUCAGCCUUUUCCCAAAUUUCAACACGAUGGAUCCAGUGCAGAAAGCGGUAAUCAACCACACUUUUGGCAUCGCGCCACCUAAGAGAAGAACAACUAUCACCUGUAAUAUUUGUCACCUGCGUUUUAACUCCACUAACCAGGCUGAGGCCCACUACAAGGGUCACAAACACACUCGCAAGCUGAAGGCCUUGGAGAACCAGAGGAACCGGCAGAAGAACAAGCCCAGCCAACCCGCAUCGGAGAGAGAGGAGGGGACUGCAGAGACGGACUUGAAUUCAAAUGACAUAACAGAUUUAAGCACAUCGUCGCAACUGGAAAUGGGCCUUGAAAAUUCCUUGACCCCUAAUCCCUGCACGACAGACUCCACUUCAAGCCACUCGCCUCAGCUGUCCCAGCAAUUCCCUCACGACCCUCCGCUUUCCCAUUUAACAGCGGAGGGGACGCCUGCGGAAGGCGACUCUCCCGGGCCUCCUGCUGUCAGGGAAGAAGAAGAUGAUGAGGUGAAGGUGGAAGAGAAGGAGACCAACAAAAAAUGUCUUCAUUGUCCUACAUGCAAAGUGACGGUCAACUCCAGCUCCCAACUGGAAGCUCAUUGUAGUGGUUCUAAACACAAGCAGAUGCUGCACAGUCCCAACAGCAGCCAAUCGCACCGCAGGAAAAAGAGGACGUCGUCGCCAAGGCGCCCCUGCCGACUAAUUAAGCAGCGGGUGGGCACCAACAAGACCAGGGAAGUAGUGGGUGUCACCGGCCAGCGCUUUCACUGCCACCUGUGCCAGGUGGCCGUUAACUCGGAGUCACAACUCAAACAGCACAUGAACAGCAGGAGACAUAAGGAGCAUUUGGCCGGGAAGCCUGUGAAGGCUAAAUUCACUCCCUAUAAUAAACUGCCGUCCAGCUCUGCAUUAGCGACAAAGCUGGCCUUCCAGAAGCAGCUGUGCAAGGCCCUCCCGGCAGGGUUCCUGACCAACGGCCUCAAUCCAGCUGCUCUUUGCACUUUGGCAUCGGCACCGCUGGCACUUCGACUACCGCAUGGUCCCACGGCCAUCAUCCACAGUCCCCUGAUUAGCCCCGCUCUCUUCAGGCCUGCCCCGGGACCCCUGAGGGCCACACACCCACCCAUUAUCUUCUCUCCUUAUUGACAAUGAGGCACAAUGUUGAAACAUAAUCAGUACCGUAUGCACACUCGUCAACAAAAUACAGUGGUACUUGUGUUACGAGUGUCUCAAAUUAUGAUAUGUCCCCAAAAAUUUGUUUCACAUCUGGAACAGAUACAGUAAAUUACAUUUCAAUUCAUUUCAAUAUGGAGUAAACUGAGUUUUAAGUUCAGUCAUAGGACGACUUAAACCUUAAAUCAAAGUACCACUGAAAACGGACUCACUCAAUAGUUUGAGUGCAUGUUCCCUGGGGUCUAACCCCCAUUGGAAGCCAUAUAAUAUAUUUUAGUUGUAUUUACAGUGGUAUGAAAAAGUAUCUGAACCUUUUUGGAAUUCUCACAUUUCUGCAUAAAAUCACCAUCAAAUGUGAUCUGAUCUUUGUCAAAAUCACACGGAUGAAAAAACUGUGUCUGCUUUAACUAAA
Molecule: messenger RNA, 2896 nt
Organism: Corythoichthys intestinalis (scribbled pipefish)
Lineage: Eukaryota; Metazoa; Chordata; Actinopteri; Syngnathiformes; Syngnathidae
Product: zinc finger protein 385B-like
Exons: 8
Coding region: 1177-2457 (426 amino acids)
Cellular component (GO): nucleus
Molecular function (GO): zinc ion binding; nucleic acid binding
Source: RefSeq, a predicted model, not a curated record